Microthlaspi erraticum is the source of this 525-nucleotide messenger RNA. NCBI's taxonomy places the organism in Eukaryota, Viridiplantae, Streptophyta, Magnoliopsida, Brassicales, Brassicaceae. The record is from the annotation of a GenBank genome assembly.
AUGGGGAGGCCAACGGCCCGUCAUAACGGCUCGGGGUCGGCACGUCCGUGCAUACCAGAGAGUAUAUACGAUCCCUUCGUGGGCAAGGGUACAGCACGACUUAUUGAAAAGAUCUGGGAUCAUAAUGAUCCUCGUUCAAGUCCUUGCUUAUUCAAACUUUAUGCAUUGCUGGGCCUUCAUCGUUACAAUUUCUACGAGGGGACAAACUAUGCGCUCCGUCGCAUAGAGAAAUACUAUAAGGAAGGAGUAUCGGCAUGUAAAACCUUGUACAUAACUUGUGUUGCAAGCGAUCCAGCAAACGAUUCGCCUCAGGUUUUUUGGAUCAAAAUCUGGGAAGGACAAUGUGGUGUACUAGAUUUGACGUGCGCUAUUGCUGAACCUCGAGAUGGUCCCAGGACAGGAUCAGUGAGUCGUUUCCCUGACUUCAGACUCAGUUUCCCUGAGUGGCCGUCAGACAAUUCUUUCAGUGAUACAAAGCGGUUUUACGUGGUGAAGAAGUCAGAGCUUCAAGGACGAUGCCAAUAA